Aspergillus pseudonomiae is the source of this 1696-nucleotide messenger RNA. RefSeq names its product CCCH zinc finger protein. Lineage: Eukaryota; Fungi; Ascomycota; Eurotiomycetes; Eurotiales; Aspergillaceae. The transcript is spliced from 4 exons. Bases 149 to 1561 code for a protein of 470 amino acids. Gene Ontology annotation, molecular function: metal ion binding. The record is from RefSeq and is a predicted model, not a curated record. Gene Ontology annotation, cellular component: nucleus.
GCCACAGGUCAAUCAUCUUUCCACUUGCAUCAACAUUACCAAUCGCUAAUUCUUUGUCAUUACAUUCCUAACCACGCUGUAAAGGACAGAACAAAUUUAGUGCAUGUGGUCUACUGACUGUGAAUGUUAGCCAUACUCUUUAGUGACCAUGACAGAAGAUCAGGACCUGAUGGCCAAGAUCAGCCAGCUUGCUGGCCAGAUCAAUAGACACAAGACCCAAAACCCCCAGACAUCAAUGCCUUACGGUAGUGAUUACCAAUCAGGUCAUUAUGUAGCACGCCAUGUACCUUCUCGAGGGCGUCCCGGUUGGGCGCCAUACCGCGGACGACCGUAUGGGCGAGGCCGUGGCGCUGCUCCUCACCGACACCGUACACUCGUUCUCAACAAUACAGCGACACCAGGGACACCAGGUGGUGCGACACCCUCUACUAACUCUGGGAUGGAUGUUGAUAGUGAGAGUCGAUCGACAACGCCAAAUGGAUGGGUUGCCAAGCGCGACCGACACAUGCAGCUGAUAAACUCUGCUAUAUACGACCAAGAAGCGCAGGCGAGAGCGAAGGCUAUGGAAGAGAGUCGCAAGGCCAAGGAGCAGAAAAAAGCAGAUAUCGAGCGAGCCAAAGUACUCCGAUACGCGCAGGGUGUCGGUAGGCAGUAUCCCGGUCCCGCCGCUCCCCAGGUUGCUCCGGGGCCGUCGGCGGAGUAUCAGGUCUACCUCAACGACAUACCUUUCCGUGUUUCACGAGGCGGUAGUAAACUGAUUAGAGUGUCUGGUGCGGCUUUCUCUGCUGCCAUACUGACCAAGCGGGCUGGCUCACCGUUAAUAGAUGAUCCGCAUACUAUCAACAACACACCAAAGAGGGUAACCAUUGCUGGUGUUACAUUUGUUCGGAGCAAAAAUGGGAAUCUCCAUCGUCUUGGCGCGGUUACUUCGAAAAGAAAGCCCAACGCGACUAAGAAGGAUGAGCUUUGCCGAAGAUUCACUACGACCGGCACUUGCUACAAAGGACCAUCCUGUCUCUACGUUCAUGACCCAGAUAAGGUCGCGCUGUGCAAAGACUUCCUCCAAACUGGUGAUUGUGCCGCAGGUAUAAGUUGCGAUCUUUCCCAUGAACCUUCGCCCCACAGAUCCCCUACUUGUAUGCAUUUCCUCCGAGGUCGCUGCUCCAACCCGGAGUGCCGAUAUGCCCAUAUCCGUUUGACUCCUGGCGCACCCGUUUGCAGAGAUUUUGCAAAUUUGGGUUACUGUGAGAAAGGCGCUAAUUGCGACCAACGACAUGUACAUGAGUGUCCUGAUUACGCCAACACGGGUGUAUGCAACAAGAAACGUUGUCGCCUGCCCCAUGUUGAUCGUGCAGGACAGAUUCGGAAGAAUACUGGUGCUAACAAGGUCGAUGCCACGAACGACGACGACUCUGACGCCUCUAGCGAGGAUGAAGAGUACGAUGAAAUCGAUUCUGAUGAUGUUGACUCAGACGAUCUUGACGAGGAUGAGCCGGAACUCAUCAUAAAAACAGACGGCAGUAACGAUCUUUCGCAGCAGCAGGAUUUCAUCAGCUUCUAAUUGUACAUGCCCACUAACUGCACAUAGCUGCAAGAAUAGUGUAAUUGAGGAUUUGGUUUGUCUUAUCAGGGAAGAUGAUAAAAAAAAAGAAAAAGAAAAAGUGAGAGUGAGAGAAACAGGAAAGAAGAAGAAAAA